AUGGUCAGCGGAUUAACUCGAACCAAUCCCUCGCUAAUAAAGAAAAACAAAAUGGCCGACAUUAACGACGAAGACUUGAUGGAAAGUGGCUCUGAAAUAUCAGAUGACGAGCUUCAAAGAGAUUUUGCAAGCGGAAAACUUCAAGUGGGUUUGAACAGAAUUCAGUCCCAAACCAAGACACGUGCUCUGUACAACAAUGUCCCUGGCAUGAAGCAAAAACUGGAGCAGAUCGCUCAAGAGCUUGAAUGGGUUGAAAGAAUGGAUGUCACAGUCACCAGAGAGGAAGAUGACGAGCAGGAAAGUUUAAAGACGCCUACAACAUCCACAGUUUCCAGUGAGAAAAGUAUCCACGAUGACUUCCAACGAGAAAUGAGAUUCUACAAGCAGGCACAGGUAGCAGUGAAUGAAGCACUUCCUAAACUGAACAAACUUGGAGUGGGAACCAAACGACCUGAGGAUUACUUUGCAGAAAUGGUGAAAACUGAUGAUCACAUGCAGAGGGUAAGAGCAAAAUUACUGAGCAAGCAGAAAGCCAUGGAGAGGUCUGAAAAGGCAAAGAAACAGCGAGAGAUGAAGAAAUAUGGCAAAAAGGUCCAACAAGAGGUUUUACAAAAGAGGCAGAAGGAAAAGAGAGAGAUGAUGGAAGCUGUGAAAAACUACAAAAAACGUGGCAAGAACACCCCAGUUGAUGCAAAAUCAACAGCAGGAGGCCCUGAUGAAUUUCAGAUACAAACAGAGAGAGAAUCUUCAACCAUAAACAAAGGAAAAGUCAUUAAACGCGGAAAGAAUGCAAAGAGAAAAAGGAAGGAUUCCAAAUACGGUUUUGGCUUGGCUAAAUCUAUAUAUUAUUUAGGAUAAAUCAAUCUGCUGUCUUGUUUCUUGAAUAACCAGAAAGGAAUGAAGAGAAAUUCCAAGCAAAGUUUUUCAGACGUGAGUUCGUUCAACUCUUCAAUACACAGUAAAGCGCCAAGAGCAAAGGCUGGAAAUGCGGGAAAGAAGAGAAAGAACACCCGACCUGGAAAGUCUCGGAGGAAACAGAUGAAGAAAUGAAUAUUUGGAAUUUGAACUGACGAGGAGAACAAUUCAGCAAAAAAAACAGUGCCAGAAAUGUUAUUGAAUUGCAUACUUUAACCUUGUUACAUUGGAGCGAACAGAGAGCUAACGUUGUGUGAAGGUAGUCUCAGACAUUUCCUGAUAGAAAGUGACAAACACAACGUCAUAAUGGUGAAAGCCGAAAGCUUUAAUAUUGGCUCUCAUGUUCGGUUAUCAUUGCAACUGGUAAUUAGAGCAAAUUCUUCCGACGAAAAUUAAUUAAAUGCUCCUAAAUUAGAUUUCGCAACAAGCGGAUUGAAACAAACUUGACGUCUUACCUGUGUUUAUUCCGAUUCAAAAUAAUCUGUUAAUUAGUGUCAAGCAUACCGUCGGAAGUAAACAAAUUCUCGUUAAUCACAUCCUCAUCAAGACAUCAAACGGUGUAAACACUCAGUCAUGCAGAAGUUUGCGAACUUCUCGAUAUUUUUUAAACAGGUAAUAACCUUUAAGCCCCUAAGAUUGACUAACAUCUACUUUCUCCCUACAAUAUCAGCCCUGAAUUACAUAUUAAGGUCAUGAGAAUUAAACAAAUAAUCACCAACUAAGGUUGAUUGUAAAACAAAUCCUCCUUGUCAGCACCUUAGGAUAUUUGGAGAACAGUAUGGAGAUAUCUUGUCUAUCAACCAAUUAGGACUAAUUUGUUGUCCUAAUUAGUUACCUUUGUGAAAAUUAACGUAGGCACGAACGACGUGAAUGACACCAAACCGAUUCUGAUGUAGCCGAUCCAAGUGUUUUGAUUAAUAAACUUUAAGCUAUUAAUUAGUACCAGCUGUGUUAAAGGCACUACUUACUUCUUUGUUCAUGAUUAAUUUUCCUCUAUAGCAACGAACGUGGCGUCAAACAGAUGUCAACGUAGUUCAUAAAUUUUUUUUUGGCUGAUGACAAUCGUGUUAUACUCGGUCAAUUACAACUAUUAGUACCAGCAGUAAAAGAAGGUAGAAUUUCCACCUCCUUCCUUCAAACCAUAAUUAUAAAUAUACAUGUUUUAAUACCGAUUUUAAAGACGGCUGCCAAAGUUUUCACUUCAUGUUCCUUUUGUCAAUUAGCGUUAAUCACCAGCACGGUAAUUACAAUUUGUUGAUUUAUUUCUGCACGUGACGCUCCAGUGACAACUUAUUUUUAUUUGGUUCACCAUUUGAACGCUCAACCAUGACCUUUUAAUUAUUACAAAUUGUGUCGGAAUCGGUUUUCUUCAAUCGUUAAUUAACUUUCGCACCAAACAUGCAAUUAAACGUUCAAACAAACUG
This is a messenger RNA of Pocillopora verrucosa, 2339 nucleotides long. RefSeq names its product probable rRNA-processing protein EBP2. Gene Ontology annotation, biological process: rRNA processing; ribosomal large subunit biogenesis. The record is from RefSeq and is a predicted model, not a curated record. NCBI's taxonomy places the organism in Eukaryota, Metazoa, Cnidaria, Anthozoa, Scleractinia, Pocilloporidae. Gene Ontology annotation, cellular component: nuclear periphery; nucleolus; preribosome, large subunit precursor.